UCCCCUAAAACUCCAUGUUUUUACUUGUGAAAUUACCAGGAUGUCAGACGAGUCCAUAAAGAAAAUGUUGCGGUCUGUUCUCCAGUCCAACAAGAGCGGCGUUUCUAUUAACAACCUUCAGUCAGAUUACAGGUCACUGUGCGGAGAGAUUAUCCCCUUGAGGAAGCUGGGCUACUCAAAACUAGAGGACUACCUCAGUAGCAUCCCCACUGUGGUCCGCCUGGAGUAUGGCAUGGGUGAGAUUAAAUGCUUUGCUGCAGUGUGUCGAGAGACAGCCCACAUUGCUGUGCUGGUGGCCAAGCAGAAGAGCUCUAAGAAAUGUGGUCGCUCCCAAUUCGUCAACUGCAAGAUGAGAUUUAAACCUUCCAACCCAUACAUGCUCAAUGUGAGUCCAAGGUCCUCUCUCCGCCAACCCUCAGCUGGUGGUGCCUCUAACUGGACAGCAAACCGUUCUCGGGCCCAUGGCGGCUACAGAGGCUUCAGUGCCUCAGGAGACUACAGGCAGUCAGACCAAAGCUUCAGCUCUCUCACCCCUGUCCAAGACAGACAACCAGCUCCUCGACCCGCUCCUCGACCAGCUAUAAAACAAUGUUUCGUGCCUGACAGGAAAGAGAAGAGCUUUGCAAAAUGUCAGAAGCCCGGAGCAGAAUCUUUCACAUCAAAGCCUCCUGAAAAAAUCUCCAGACUCGGCCAAUCCCAGUCGGGUCUGUAUGACGUGGAGCUGGUGCAGAGCAGAAUAACUUCGCUCUUGGAGAAAUACUACAGUGGAUUGUGGAUGUCGAAACUACCAGGAUUCUACAGUGAAAGGUUCUGUCAGACGCUCCACCCUCAGGUGCUCAAAGAUCUGGAAAAGUGGAAACACAUCGCCAUGGUGGAGAAAACUCCCAGCACCAACCGAGCUGACUACCUCAUCUACCCUCCUCUGCUCCCUAAGCCUUGUAUUGUCCCUAAAAGUAGCACCACCAACACGCCUCCAGCGUCACCCACCGAUUCAAGAAAUAUCACCACAGCCAUUUCUUCACAUCCCUCAACACCCGACCAACCUUCCACCCCCAUCAGUCCUUCCCCUAACCCUAAACAUAGUCUUUCCACCUUGGCUAAGCCCACCUUCAUUUUUCCUCCUCAACCUGUCGCUGCCUCUUCAGGUAAGCUAUUGUCUCCGAUCACAUUGCGCAACCCAGCUCGCAACCCAGCUCUUGCGCCGCAGCUGCCACCCUUUGUUAAUCUUGCAGUCAAUUUCAAUGGUGGUUGUGGAGAUAAUCACAACUUUCCUACAUCUACCCACAACCAAAGCACGCAGCCCUUAGCCCCGACCUGGACUUGCCUUGCAUCAACCAACGCUCCUCCAUUUGCUUCCCCCCUCAAACCUGGCCCUGAAAUUGUACCUCUUUUGAAGGUCACCUUCUCCCCUACCUCUGAUUCUGUCCCUUGUCCUCCCUCAACAUCUUCAUCUGUCUGUGUGUCAGAUGAGGUUUGUCAGAGAAUAAAGGAGCUUCUGUUAAAGUCCAGUCAAGGUAUGUGGGCACAUGCUCUGCCCAAACUCUUUAUGGACACGUACAAGACGCCGUUCCCUGAACAUGUUCUGGACAACAUGUCUCUUUUGCUAGAUAUAUGCACUGUGGAGUACCCCAUGCCAAAUGACAAGAAAAGGGCCAUCCUGUAUAGCUCCAGCAAAGCAGACAUGAAAGCCACAAACAGCCAGCAGUGCAGAAGACGUGCCCUUCCCUCUGGCCUGGAGGUCCAGCAUCCUGUGGUGCCGCCAGAUCUGCUGCUUCCCUCAAAGCAGUUCCCCUCUGUGCUGAUUACUGAGGCCAAGAGCAGCAAUGCUGUUACUAUAAGGUAUGUAGGUGAGAACUACUCUAAUUCCCAGGAGGCCAUGGAGGAGGCCAUGCGCACUUUCUAUAGCCAAAGGUCCAACCACCGUCUGCUGUCUAAACCUGUUGUUGGUCAACUGGCAGCAGUCAGAGGGGAGGAUGGAGACGAGUUUGCAAGAGCUCAAGUCAUGGAGGUUAUGUCCCCUAACAAGGUCACGGUAUACUAUGUGGACUAUGGCUUCUCCGUGGAAACCAGUGGGACUAAUCUGCUGGAGAUGCACCAGAACUUCCUCUCUCUGCCCUUCCAGGCUAUCAGUGUUAGACUUGCAGGUCUGGAGGCAUUCAGCUCACAUCCACUGGUGCUGUCCUCUUUGGACAAGUUGGUAGUCGGAAAGAUCUUGCUGAUGGAGACAUUAGAGCCGUGUCACCAGAAUGAGACUCCUGUGGCAGUGCUGUACGACACUUCGCAGGAUGAUGACAUCAACAUCAACUCCACCUGUAUGAAGUCUCUCCAGGACGUGACCAUGAACAACCCUCUGACUGUACAUGCUACCUAUCAGGAUGUGUGUGUCACAAAUGUGUGUGCAGAUGGUACCAUCUACUGCCAGCUGCCCUCCAGAGGAACCGCAAGACUCAGCAAGUUACUGGAAGAAACGGAGACCUUCUUUAUCUCCCAGAUGACUUCUGAGUCCCUGGUGUCCAUACCCUUCAGUGGCAAGUUCUGUCUAGCCCGCUAUAAAGGAAUGUGGUCCAGAGUGGAGAUCACCAACAUGUACGGCAACAGAGUGAUUGAGAUCCUCUUUAUGGACUUUGGUGUUGCAGCAACUGUAGAGGUCACUGAUCUCCGAGAGAUCCCCCCCCUUUUCCUCCAAAACUUCAUCGCCAUCCCACCACUGGCUAUCAAAUGUCGCCUGGCUGACGUCACAGUCCCAGAGGGAGACUGGAGCCCAGAGGCCGUUCUAUCGGUGAAGGAGGUUUUCCUGGCCUCUGAAGACUGUAAAAUGAAGAUCUUCAAAUUAGACCAGCACAAAGGGGACUGUCUGGUCUACAUGUACCUGUUCGUUGGUGCAGACAGUCAGCAGCUGGACAAGAGUGUUAACCAUCAGCUGGCACAGUCAGAGUUGUGGCAGAAACUCACAACACAAAACGACAACAACGCAAUCACAAGCAAUAAUGGCAGCGUGGAUACAGGUUUCUUUCUUAGUGCUCUAGUGGAGAAGUUGACUUUGAGCAGCCCGGCCCCAUACCCCAUCGCCGAGUCUUCAACCCAAACUCAUCACGGAGCAGAGGACUUAUCUUCUCCAGAUACGAGCACUGGGAUGCAGCCACUUCCUCUGCCUCCCCCACUAGAGUUCCCCCAGCCUGGUCAGAAUAUGGAUGUGUUUGUGCCAGCGGCAUGCCACCCUGGUUACUUUGUGCUGCAGCCAUGGCAGGACCUGCAUAAGCUGGUGGUGUUGAUGGAGCAGAUGAUCCUCUAUUAUAACCAGACGUGGAAGCUCAACUCGGCCCCACGCAUCCAGAAAGGAGAGAUCUAUGCUGCCAAAAUAGAGAAGAAUUGGUAUCGUGUGCAGCUGAAGGGGAUUCUGGCCAAUGGGUUGGUUUCUGUCUUCGAGUUGGACUACGGCAAACAUGAGCUGGCCCGGAAUACUUUCCUCAGGCCUCUGAUCGAAGAAUUCAGACAGCUGCCCUUCCAGGCUAUCACUGCACAACUUGCAGGCAUGACACAGUACCAGUGGUCAGAGGAGGCCUCCAUGUUAUUCAGGAACCACGUGGAGGAUCGAGCGCUGGUAGCUCAGGUGGAGAGUGUGUCGGAGGUUAAAGGUGAGAUGUGGGAACGCAGGUUGACGGUUUACCUGGUGGACACUACAUUUGAGGACAAGGACCUUUGGAUUCACAGCCUCAUGGCCGACAUUAGUGGUGAGCUGUCUUCGGCAGCCUAGUAUCUCAUGUUGUUAACGUGAACUUUGGAAGCCAAAAGUCACUUUUUCUGAAUCACCUUUGUGUUGCAUGUUUUUGUGUUGUAUAUUACUGUAUUGCACCAUCUAAUUGAUUGUUUUUUUGAUUGCUGUGCAUGCAAUGGUAUAGUUAAUUUUGCAUAUCUAUAUAUAUAUAUACACACAUACUUUAAUCCAUCUUAAAUGACUUAAACAUUUACAUAUUUGUGAAAACUUCACUUCUGAUGGUAACAUCUUGUUUAAUAUUAUACUAUGUUACUCGGCUGAAAAUAAUAUGUUUGUAAUAUUUUAGUGUUUCAACAUGAAAAGCUGUUCACAAGGUUCUGUUAUAUUAAAACAUGUAGCCAAAGGAUGGUGUAC
Molecule: messenger RNA, 4129 nt
Organism: Cottoperca gobio
Lineage: Eukaryota; Metazoa; Chordata; Actinopteri; Perciformes; Bovichtidae
Gene: tdrd7a
Product: tudor domain containing 7 a
Source: RefSeq, a predicted model, not a curated record